GACUGUUCGGCACCGCCGAUCCCCGUAGAGGAAGCUACGCUCCGGCCGCUCUUCCCCUCUUGUCUCUCUGCCACUGGAGGACCUCAGGGGGCCCCGGGACUGCGAGGCCGCGAGAGGCGCCCGGAGGAAGCCCGGAGAUGGACUCCGUGGCCUUUGAGGAUGUGGCUGUGAACUUCACCAAAGAGGAGUGGGCUUUGCUGGAUCUUUCCCAGAAGGCACUCUACAGAGAUGUGAUGCAGGAAACCUUCAUUAACUUGGCUUCUAUAGGGGAAAAUUGGAAUGACCACAACAGUGAAGAUAAGCAGAAAAACCAGGGGAGAAAUCUAAGAGGUCAUAUGGUAGAGAGACUUUGUGAAAAGAAAGAAGGUCAAUUUAGGGAAACCAUCAGCCAGGUUCCAGAUCUUAAACGGAACAAGAAAGCUCUUCCUGGAGUAAAACCCUAUGAGUGUAGUGUGUGUGGAAAAGUCUAUAUGUGUCACUCAUCUCUUAAUAGGCAUAUGAAGUCUCAUAAUGAAUGCAAACCUUAUGAGUGCCACAAAUAUGGAGAGAAGUUGUAUGAAUGUAAGGAAUGUGGGAAAACAUUCAGCUUUCGAAGUUCAUUUCGAAUACAUGAAAGGACUCACACUGGAGAGAAGCCCUAUAAAUGUAAGGAAUGUGGGAAAGCUUUCAGUUGGCCCAGUUCUUUCCAGAUCCAUGAAAGAACUCACACUGGAGAGAAACCAUAUGAAUGUAAGGAGUGUGGCAAAGCCUUCAUUUAUCACACAACCUUUCGAGGACACAUGAGAAUGCACACAGGAGAGAAACCAUAUAAAUGUAAAGAAUGUGGGAAAACCUUCAGUCAUCCGAGUUCAUUUCGAAACCAUGAAAGAACUCACUCUGGAGAGAAACCCUAUGAAUGUAAACAAUGUGGAAAAGCCUUUAGAUAUUACCAAACUUUUCAAAUACAUGAAAGGACUCACACUGGAGAAAAACCCUAUCAGUGUAAGCAGUGUGGUAAAGCUCUCAGUUGUCCCACAUCUUUUCGAAGUCAUGAAAGAAUUCAUACUGGUGAAAAACCUUAUAAAUGUAGAAAAUGUGGCAAAGCCUUCAGUUUUCCCAGUUCUUUUCGAAAGCACGAAAGAAUUCAUACUGGGGAGAAACCUUACGAUUGCAAGGAAUGUGGGAAAGCAUUCAUUUCUCUUCCAAGCUACAGAAGACACAUGAUUAUGCAUACUGGAAAUGGGCCUUAUAAGUGUAAAGAAUGUGGCAAAGCCUUUGAUUGUCCCAGUUCGUUUCAGAUUCAUGAGAGAACUCACACUGGAGAGAAGCCCUAUGAAUGUAAGCAAUGUGGGAAAGCUUUCAGUUGUUCCAGCUCUUUUCGAAUGCAUGAAAGGACUCACACUGGUGAGAAACCUCAUGAAUGUAAACAAUGUGGUAAGGCCUUCAGUUGUUCCAGUUCUGUUAGAAUCCAUGAAAGGACUCACACUGGAGAGAAGCCUUAUGAGUGUAAACAGUGUGGGAAAGCCUUCAGUUGUUCCAGCUCUUUUCGAAUGCAUGAAAGAAUUCACACUGGAGAGAAACCCUAUGAAUGUAAACAGUGUGGGAAAGCCUUCAGUUUUUCCAGUUCAUUUCGAAUGCAUGAAAGAACGCACACUGGAGAGAAACCUUAUGAAUGUAUGAAAGGACUCUUGCUGUAG
Messenger RNA from Heterocephalus glaber (naked mole-rat), 1676 nucleotides. Lineage: Eukaryota; Metazoa; Chordata; Mammalia; Rodentia; Bathyergidae. The record is from RefSeq and is a predicted model, not a curated record.